Messenger RNA from Notodromas monacha, 3800 nucleotides. The record is from the annotation of a GenBank genome assembly. Lineage: Eukaryota; Metazoa; Arthropoda; Ostracoda; Podocopida; Cyprididae.
AGGAUUGCUGGUACUAAUAUGUGCGCCAUUAUCCUCCUUUACGUGAACUGUGCGCAAAUUUCCUCUAUUGACCUCACCGUGCCCAUGUUCAGCCUCGGGAAUUGAUUCCAUGGAGCAACUUCAAUGAUGAAUGAGGAUGAAAAUUUCGCGAGAAAGCUUGCUCUCCAUUUUGAGCUCGAAGAUCGUUUCGAAAGAAUUUCAGCCAAGUUUUCUGAUGUUAAUCCGAUGACUUUGGGAUUCAUCCUUGCAAGCGUCGACAACGAUUUUGAUGCUGCUGUACGCGAUGCCUACGACGUCGCCUCUCAAUUCAUGGAGACUGAUCAACUGAACUGGAUCAAUUUGCUGAUCCGCUACCCGCACAUCGAUGAUGACAUAAUUACAUCCAUAUUCCUUGACACGAAGUUUAAUCUGCAAAUGAGCAUCAGUCGAAUCGAAGAUGAUGAACUGCGCUCAAUAGAAAAGACUCGUAAUGAUAACGGCUGUGAUCCUAGCAACAAGUUGAUCGAAAAUAAAUCUGCCCCGGUGAGCGUAGAUCCCAAUGCUCUGCGUGCAAAGGCUCUUCAUUACCUCAGACAAGCCCACGAAUACAUGGAAAGAGCGAAUGAUCCUCAGGCGAGGAAUACUCCCGGUUUGAUCGAUCAUUAUAGAGCAAUGAGUGCUUCGUUUGCAUCGAAAUACAAGAAAGAGAAUGAAAACGCCGCCGCCAUAAUUGCAUCUUCCAUGAAUUCUGGUGAAAAUCCACAUUCUCUUGAUCUACAUUAUCUUCAAAUUCCGGAAGCUGAAGAGUGCUUGAGAAAUUGGCUUCAGGACCAAAAAGCAAAACUCGAUAGAAUCCGAUUGCAUAAUGCCCGUACCAUCCAGAGAACGCUGGUGAUCAUUACUGGGAAGGGAAAUCGGAGCCAUGGCAAGCGAGCCAAGUUAUUUCCUUUCGUCAGAAAUUUCUUGCAGAAGGGAGGAUACAAAGAAACCAGGUCAUUUUUGCGUCCUGAUGACGGCUUGACCGAGGAGACAAGUGAUCUGGCAUUAUUCGUAGCACUCCGAAUUGGUAUCGUGCUCCUCGAAGGACCCGAGUAUUUGCGCGAAUUGAAAUCGCCGUUGGUUAUCAAGCCUGAAGAGGUUAAGCUUCAAGCUUACAGGGAACUGGGUGAGGGCUCUUUCGGAAGGGUUGUUGUUGCAACAUGGAAGGAGAUGGAGGUUGCUGUGAAGCUGAUCAAGUGGGAAGAUUCAAAGAAGUCCGCUGCGAUCAUCAGAGAAGCCAAACUUGUGAUGAAGUGCAAUCAUGCGCACGUUGUUCGCGUUUUUGGUGUAACAAGCUUACCUCACCAGCAUAUCGGGAUCGUAAUGGAAUUGUCGGAUGGCGGAAAAUUGACGUCUGAAAUGAUGAAGAAAUUCGGUUCUCCCGAAGGAAUCUUCGAAGCAUACCGAUUCUGUAUUGGUGUUGUUAACGGACUGCAGUAUUUGCACCAGAAAAGGCAUAUCGUACAUCGGGAUCUGAAGCCGGAUAAUAUCCUUUGUUUCGGAAAACCGGAAACUCCGAAAAUCGCUGAUUUCGGCUUUGCCAAGGAAAUCGAAAAUUCUUUCGAAUACAUGAAAUCGCAAGUUGGGUCCUUGCUGUACAUGGCUCCGGAAAUGACGUCCGCCAGAAAAAUCCCCAGAAAGUACACGAAGUCGGUUGACAUUUACAGUCUAUCGAUCUUCUCUGGCAACAAGCCUAUCUUCAGCAGCAAAUACGAUGAUCUGUCAGAUCUGAUCAAAGCGAAGUCAGAAGGAAAGAUCAAGAAUCAAAACCUUUUGAGCAGUCUUCCGGAUUCUUUGAAAGAACUCAUCAACCUGGGUUGUUCGCCUGAUUCCAAAAUUCGCCCCAAGUUGUCCGAAUUUCAUUCUGCGUUGCUGUCUGAAGUUUCAAGGCCUCCGGAUAAACUAGACGGUCCGGAUCCUGUCGGGAAUAAGAAAACAGGAAAUAAAAAUAAGACGGAUCCGGAAAUCAAUCGGGAAAGGGAUCGAGGAAAUAAUUUCUUCAGAUCUCUGCGUCGGAGUCUGUCGAAGCGUUGGAGACUACUCGCUGAAAAUUUGGAUUGCGAAGGAUUUCAAAUUUUACCCUGCAUUCCCCUCAGAAUUCUUGAAAUCAACGUGGCAUUCAUGCCAAAGGUUGCCUCCAGGUCAUCCAAGGCAAUUCCACCAUUUUCAUCAACAGCCGCCUUCACAGCCGCCAAAGUGGCGGCCAAUGUGGCGGCUGUUGAUGAAAAUGGCGGAAUUGCCUUGGAUGACCUGAAGGCAACCCUUAGAAAGAAUGUCGAACCCGAUAAACUAAGUCAGUUCAAAGGGGAUCGUUCGAAAAUGGUUCUUGACCUAGAGAGUUUCCGGGCCGACAAGGGCGGUAAUCCGGAUGAAAUCCGGAAAAAUCAGAAGGAUCGGUUUGAUGACGUGCAACUCGUUGAAACCGUGAUAGACAAGGACAAUGAAUGGCGGAAGCAUCGUUAUAUGGCCGAUGCUUGGAACAAGAUGAAGAACAUGUGCAGCAAAGUCAUCGGCGAUAAAAUGAAGAUCACGGAAACGUCGCGUAACACAGCAUUAAAAGAAAUCGGAAAUCUUUUGCACCCUUCUGUUCCCAUCGAUGACAAUGAAGAUAAUAAUACCGUGGAGCGCAUGGUUGGUGACGUGGAGCAAAGGACAAAAUAUUCGCAUUUUGACUUGAUUCACAUGAUCGAUGGUGUCGACAGCGAAAGAGGAGCUGCGGUCAGCGGUGCUCGUGGUUACUAUUUGAAGGGUCCUGCGUUGUUCUUGGAACAGGGUCUGAUCCAGCUAUCUCUGAAAAUGCUCGUUGAUAAGGAUUACACUGCGAUGAGUCCACCGUAUUUCAUGAGGAAGGACGUCAUGCAAGAGGUUGCUCAGUUGUCCCAAUUCGAUGAAGAAUUGUACAAAGUGACGGGAAAAGGUAGCGAAAAAGAUGGAGCCGAUGAAAAGUAUCUCAUUGCGACAUCGGAGCAGCCGAUCGCAGCAUUUCAUCGUGAUGAAUGGAUCGCAGAAUCUGCGUUGCCUAUUAGAUACUGUGGUUUAUCGUGCUGCUUCAGACAAGAAGCUGGAUCGCAUGGUCGUGAUACGCGAGGAAUUUUCCGUGUUCACCAGUUUAACAAGGUGGUCGAGCAAUUCUGCAUCACCUCUCCCGAAGACGAUUCGAGUUGGAAGAUGAUGUCUGAAAUGUUGAAUAAUGCCGAAGAUUUUUGCAAGAUGCUUGGCAUUGCUUAUAGGGUUGUGAACAUCGUUUCCGGAGCUCUCAACAAUGCAGCCGCGAAGAAAUGGGAUAUAGAAGCAUGGUUUCCUGGCUCAGGUGCUUUUCGGGAACUCGUCUCUUGCAGUAAUUGUACUGAUUACCAGUCCAGGCGUCUGCUCAUACGCUACGGACAGACCAAGAAAAUGGGAACUAAUACGAAAUACGUCCACAUGCUGAAUGCGACGAUGUGUGCUACUACUCGAGUGAUCUGCGUUUUGUUGGAACUCAAUCAGACUGAAGAUGGAAUUAGAGUUCCCGAACCUCUGCAGCCGUACAUGCCGAAAAAAUACAAGGAAUUCAUUCCAUUCGUGCAACCAGCCCCGAUCGAUGAGCAAGAAGCGAAAAAGCAGAAGAAGCAGAAGGACGCGUCGCAGAAGAAAUGAAAUUGAGCUCAUUCAGCAUAAUGAUCAUCGAUUCUAACUCUCAUCGUUGAUUUACUGCGUGGUCAAUCACUUCCACCUUCCUUCCGACUCAUUCUGUUCUGCUUCGUCUUCGCGCACGAUUUCAAAUGCAAAAAUGUAAGGAGAGA